Messenger RNA from Drosophila melanogaster (fruit fly), 1704 nucleotides. RefSeq lists its product as uncharacterized. Lineage: Eukaryota; Metazoa; Arthropoda; Insecta; Diptera; Drosophilidae. The transcript has 2 exons. The record is from RefSeq and is marked reviewed. The coding region runs from base 111 to 1631 and encodes 506 amino acids.
UUAUCGAUAGGAAACUACCGCUUAUUUCCGGUUGAACUUUAGAAGUCGUAAUGCAAUAACAAUAUUGGUACGUAUUGUAACAACGUCGCGCAUUUCAACCCGAUCACAACAUGGAAGACGCCGUGGAGGCCCUUUUCAUCAGCACGAGCAGCGAGGACAACACGACAUGCAGCGUGCAGGAUUUGCGGACAGGCACAGACCUGAUGCGCUACAAGGGCGGUGGAUGCGCCCAGCACCACAGCCUGAACAUGAUCCACCUGAACUACGUGAUGGCGGCGAACUCCGCCAAGCCACUGCUCCACGUGUGGCCCAUCAACAAGCAAGAGCAGAUGGCCGGACUGCGGUUCGUGGUGCCCGGCAAGGUCAACGCCUUGGCCCUGACGCCUGAUGGGAACUUCUUGGUGGCCGGCAUCCAGGAGAACAUCUAUCUAUGGCACAUGAGCUCCGGCCGUAUGCUUAACACCCUGUCCAAGCACUACCAGGCGAUCACUUGCCUGCGCUUCACGGACAACGGUGAGCACUUCAUCAGCGGCGGCAAAGACGGAGCUGUGCUUGUCUGGGAUCUCACCUUCUCCGCCGCCCCACUGGACACGGGCGGGGGCAAGGAUAGCACGGAGCCGUUGUACAGCUUUAACGAUCACGGUCUGGCGGUCACUGAUCUAUACUCCGGCAUCGGAGGCAUCCGUUCCUAUCUGUACACCGUAUCGUUGGAUCGCUGCUGCAAGGUAUAUGACCUGUGCGGGGGCGUCCUGCUGCUGAGUGUGGUGUUCCCAGUGGCCCUGCAUAGCGUGAUUGUCAGCAAGAUGGAAACUAGGGUGUAUGUUGGCUCCAGUGACGGCAAGGUGUUUGUCUUUAAUAUGGAAAACGCGCCGCGCAUGAAGGAAUAUCACCUAGAGGGGGAGGAAAUCCAGGCCUUUGUGGGCCACACAUACGGCAAGGCCAUCACCUGCCUGGCUCUGAAUAUAAGCGCUACAACUCUGGUCUCCGGGGGCGAGGACAAUCAGGUCUGCGUCUGGGACGUGGGCAGCAGGCAACUUAUUAAGAGCCUGUCCCAAAAAGGCUCGGUAACCAAUCUGCAUAUCCGCCUGCUCAGCCCAGCCAUCUUUCUGCCGGAACACAAGCAGCCGCAGAUGUUCGCCGACAGUCUAAAGCGAAUGAUUAGUCCGUGGGAUGAGAAUGACUGUAUCGAGCUCUUCGAUCCGGACUACUCCGGGGGACGCAAGACACCGGAGCUGGACUACACCCAAAGUCAUCCGGGUACGGAUGAGGAGAUAAUACUCAAACUUAUAGCGUCCAUGAGUUCGGGAAAGAACGAGGACGACGAAGGAAUUGAGGCGGAAACCAAAGCUACAGAUGUCGAGGAUUCCGAGGUCGAAGAAGAAGAACCUGAAUCCGAGCCAAUGGAAACCGCCUCCAAGGAAGCUGAGUCCGAAAAAUCGUAUGCAGAAUAUCAGCCAGACUCAGCACAGACAAGCGACGAAAGAGUGCAAGAGCUGCAGGCCGAGAAUGCGCGCCUCAAAGCGCAGUCAAUGCGCUUGUUCCAGAUAGCUUUCAAGUAUAUUACUAGCGAUACCAAUGGCCAGGCUGAAAUCACAGAGAAGACAAAGCGCAAGAAAGCGCGGAAGACAUAGUGAACCUUAAGCUUGCUUUCAAUUACGUUUACUUAGGACUUAGGACAAAAAUACAUGAUAAUAGAAAAAAAAC